GUAACCUCUGACAAGGGAGAGGGAUUCCUGAAAGUUGAGGACUUGGCUAGGUUAAGGAAAACUGUACUCCUGGCGGGUAGCCCUGCCUUGCAGCUGGGCACCUCAGAGGAGAGCGUGAAGGAUGUGCCUUUACGUUUGUCUCUGAAGGGGAAGGGGGAGCUGUCCCAGACUGCCACCAAAGCCAGUCAUCUUGCAGAACUUGAUUUUUACGGGAUAAUAGAAACUAGUGUCUUCCUAUAUUCCUUUAUUCUUGAACAAGUAAUCACUGGGGAAUUUGUCUUCCCGGGGCCAGCCCUGAAAUAGAGAAUCCAAAUAAAUGCUGGGCAGUGGGCUAGUGAGGUGCCGCGUGUAGGCUCUGUCGUCUGGUGCAGGCGGCGGGUCCUCGCGACUGUGCCUCUGCGGUGGGGCCCCGGUCAUUUCUGAAGGUCGGGCCAUGGGAGCUCAGGGCCAGCGGGGCUGCUGCGCAUCUGCGGCCCCGCCACGAGGUCUGCUCUCCCUGGCCACGGGUUAUUUCUCACUUUGCUCAGAACAUCGCAAAUCUUGGAUCAGGACUUAGGAAAAAAAUUACUUUUACUGUCCACAUUUAAGUACCCUCACGAGGAGUAAGAAUGAAUGCAAACAUGUCAGAAUUAAGCGAGUCUGCAACCAAGCUUCUCUGCUCAGCAUCCCCGGGAUUCUUUAGGAUUAGCUAUUUGUGGGUAUUUCGAAACUUUCCUGUACCCUCUCAUCCCUUCUUGAUCCCUCCAGGGACCGAAAGCUGCUGGCUGACUGACAGAGCCCUCAGAUCCUCGUGUGAGACACAAUGUCAACCGCAGGAGUCGCUGCCCAGGAGAUUCGAACCCCGUUGAAAACUGGGCUUCUGCACAAUGGCCAGGCCAUGGGGAACCUGAACACGUGCUGGGGCAGUCGCCGGGAGUUUGAAAAUAACUUUUUAAACCUUGACCCAGUAACCAUGGCCUACAAUCUGAAGUCGACCGCUCAGGCGCACCUGAUGUCUCUUGGGCGCACCUCGACAUCUGCUCCGACGAAUGGCCACCGCUUUGCCGAGCAUGGCCCUUCUAAGAAGCCCAGCCUGCCCCCUCUCAUCCUUCCCCCAAGUGAAAGCUUGGGACCCCACAGUGAGGAUCAGGUUGUAUGUGGUCUUAAGAAACUCUCGGUGAAUGGGGUGUGCGCCCCCACCCCUCCGCUCACACCCAUGAAGAAUGGCCCGUCCCCCCUCCCCUGCGCUGCGCUCUGCGAGCGGGGCUCCAGGCCCCUUCCCCCGCUGCCCAUCUCUCUGGACGACACGGACUGUGAGGUGGAGUUCCUCACCUGCUCCGACACGGACUUCCUUUUGGAAGACCACGCAACUCCUGAGUUCAAGUACGGCGGGCCCGGCCGGCGGAGCUUCCGCGGGUGCGGGCAGAUCAACUACGCCUACUUUGAAACGCCCACGGUUUCCGUGGUGGACCUCAGCCAGGCCCCGGAGCAGAGCGCAGGCGGGCGGCACGCAGACCCUCCUCCGCCGCAGAGCCACCGAAGGCUGCGGCGGUCUCAUUCGGGCCCAGCCGGGUCCUUCCACAAGCCAGCCAUAAAGAUACACAGCUACGUGCACAGAGCUUCUCCAAACUCCGAUGAAGACAAACCCGAGGUCCCCCCCAGGGUCCCCAUUCCUCCCAGGCCCUUGAAGCCAGAUUACAGAAGGUGGUCGGCGGAGGUUACCUCCAGCACCUACAGCGAUGAAGACAGGCCUCCCAAAGUGCCACCAAGAGAACCUUUGUCACGGAGUAACUCCCGCACGCCGAGUCCGAAAAGCCUUCCGUCUUACCUCAACGGGGUCAUGCCCCCCACGCAGAGCUUUGCCCCCGACCCCAAGUAUGUCAGCAGCAAAGCUCUGCAAAGGCAGAACAGCGAGGGGUCUGCCAGUAGGGUUCCCUGCAUCCUGCCCAUCAUUGAAAAUGGGAAGCAGGUCAGUUCCACACACUAUUACCUCCUACCUGAGAGGCCGCCCUACCUGGACAGGUACGAAAAGUUUUUCACGGAAGCCGAAGAAGCAGACACAGGCUCACAAGUGCAGCCGUCACCUGCCGACGGCAGUGUCAUCGCAGCCGCGGAAAAGCUGGACUCAAAAGCCAAAGUGGAUCCGGGUGGCCCCGUGAAGCGUAAACACUUGUCCUACGUGGUUUCUCCGUAGACUCCGGGGUCACCGUUCGGCCGAGGUUCCACGAGAGCAAAUGGCUCUCGAGCAAUUUCCCAGUUUGACUAAGGCUCACGGGAAAAUGUUUCAGGUGCAGAAAAACUGUUGAACUCUGUAAAGAGAGAGGUUGAGAGGUGCUGUUAUGCUGAGGAUCCCGGGUUUCGCUCGCCUUGGAGAAAAUUCUGUCCAAAUCUGUGAAGACGUGAGGGCGGGGAGGGGGGCAGUCGGGGAAGCCUUCACACACGCAUCCGUCCUAUGCCUAUAUAUAAACUCGGGGUGGCCCGAGUGGCAGGUUAACCGUUAGCUCCUGUCGUAGAGUGGUAUGUAUUCAGAAUGACAGAAACUCACGCUGGACAGUGACUCCUGAGAGACUGAAAAUUGGGCAAACGGGAGAGAACACAGUAUUUAGAUCAGAAUCAUAAAAAAUUAUUUUUGCUUAGUAAGUUUGAAGAUUUCUGGCUCUUUGGUCUGUUAUAUUUUGUUUGAUUUAUUUUGCAGCCUUUUCCAUGGGAACGGGGCGGGGGGGGAAUGUCCUUACUGUGGCUGUACCUGCCUAGUUUAAAAACCAUCCCAAGACCUAAAGACUUCCAGGCGUCACUCCCUGUUUCGCUGAGGGGAGGGCUAGCAGUUUAUUCAGCAACCACAUUUCCACCUGUACAUGUCUCACAUCUUGAAAAAUGAGAAGAUGAUAGAGCAUUUUCCUUACAAUUCCGGCUUUGUUCCACCCACUAAAACGGCCCACUGUCGCACAUGCCUUACAGAAACAGUGGGGCGCAGUGGACUCAGCAAACUGUUCACCCGUGUCUAGAAUGUCACUUUCAAACAAUAAUGAAACACUUAGCUAUGUGAUUGAGAGUUACUGUGUGGGGAUGUGUGUUUUGGGGGGUUUUUUUAGACUUAAUAAACAAAUACAACACAAGCUGGCCUUGUGUUGCUGGUUCCUACUCAGUAUUUCCUUUUUAAGUAAAACACUCUGACCAAGAGCGCACUACGUCUUAAUAUCAGAGGUCACAUCAGCACCGUCUGCUUUUUAAAUCCCUCAGCUGGCUGCUUCCCCCUUUCCGCCGCCCCCCGCUCGCUCCCCGCGCCCGCUUCUGCGUAUUUAUCUCGCAGCCCGUCCGCUGGGCUCCGCCAGCCUGCGCCCCCGGCCCGCGCCGCUCCUGCUCACACCGCCACAGCUUCGCGUAUUUAUGGCGCACGGCUGGGCACAGAAGAGAAGGUGCUUCCUAACAGGUGCAUUACUGCAGUGCUCGCAACAGUUCACACAAGCUGUUUACAGUUCCAACUGCUGGAUGAUCAUCUGAGCUAUUUAAAGCUGAUACUUUAGUCUGAACUAAAUGAAGGUUAAAACAUGCUUUAGAAAAAUGCACUGAUUUCUGCAUUAUGUGUACAGUAUUGGACAAAGGAUUUUAUUCAUUUUUGUUGCAUUAUUUUGAAUAUUGUCUUUUCAUUUUAAUAAAGUUAUAAUACUUAUUUAUGAUACUGUUAA
This is a messenger RNA of Miniopterus natalensis, 3665 nucleotides long. NCBI's taxonomy places the organism in Eukaryota, Metazoa, Chordata, Mammalia, Chiroptera, Miniopteridae. The record is from RefSeq and is a predicted model, not a curated record.